Messenger RNA from Homalodisca vitripennis (glassy-winged sharpshooter), 1656 nucleotides. RefSeq names its product probable palmitoyltransferase ZDHHC24. The record is from RefSeq and is a predicted model, not a curated record. NCBI's taxonomy places the organism in Eukaryota, Metazoa, Arthropoda, Insecta, Hemiptera, Cicadellidae. Gene Ontology annotation, molecular function: protein-cysteine S-palmitoyltransferase activity. The transcript has a single exon. Gene Ontology annotation, biological process: peptidyl-L-cysteine S-palmitoylation; protein targeting to membrane. Gene Ontology annotation, cellular component: Golgi apparatus; endoplasmic reticulum. The coding region runs from base 138 to 971 and encodes 277 amino acids.
CUUCGACAAUCAUCUGACUAGUCAACUCCCUUUUGAGAUAUAAACAAUCAUAUGCCAUUGUCGUCUGAAUACUUGGGAUACUGUCUGCACCAAAACAAAACUGUUAUAACCUAAGUGCCAAAACAAGAUACUACAGUAUGAAACUACGAAAAUAUAUACUGCCUAGAUGUGUGGGUGACUAUUUAGCAUUUCUGUUCAUAAUUGGAAUGCUACCGUUCGGAUAUUGGUUUGAAGUGUUUUUGGUGUUCCCAACCAUGUAUCCAGCUAGUUCGUUAUGGUACAUAAUACACAUUAUCAUAUCAACAUUUCUUCUUGUAAACAUCACAAGUAAUUUUGUGUAUAUGGUUUUAAUGGACACUAGUAUUCAAGGAGAGGUGAUGCCCUCAACACUUAUUUCUCCAACUUGGAAAUUUUGUGACAUUUGUGAAACUGUUACUCCCCCUAGAUCAUGGCAUUGCAACAUUUGUAAUAUUUGCAUUCUAAAACGAGAUCACCACUGUCAGUUUGCUGGAUGUUGUAUCGGACAUCAAAAUCAAAGAUAUUUCUUGUAUUUCUUAGCUUAUCUUGCAUUAGCAACUAUUUACACUUUAUACUUUAACACCUUCUUUAUUCUUCAGUACACCAAAUUUAAUUACUUGAGUGUUUUAAAAUUCACUUUCCCUCUUGCAAUAUUUUUGUUAGGUGUAGACUAUUCAGUUGAACACUGUUAUACUCUGUUCUACGUCAUAAAUCUGUUGGGAAUGGUGUCUGCAGUUUUUCUACUUUACUAUCACGGUUACUCCAUAUCUAGAGGGCUUGUAAUGUAUGAAAAAUCACACAAUAUUUAUGAUUACGAUUCAGGAUCAUUUAAAGAAAAUAUAUUGCAAGUAUUAGGUGACAGAUGGUACUUGACUUGGAUUUCUCCAUUUAUCGAUUCCAAACUGCCAAAUGAUGGUAUUAAUUGGGUAAAGUGCAAUUCAAAAGUAAAGUGAGUGAGCUAUUUGUAAAAAAUAUUAAAACUGUUUCAUACAUAAUUAAUUACAUGUUUGUGAGUACCGUGUAGUAAAUAUGUAUUGUACAUUAAAUCUUAUUAGCCUACUGCUGCCAUUGUCACUAUUUAUUACACUAAGUAUAUAUGAAGUUUUUUUCUUAUAUUUGCUCUAAAAAGGUUGAAUAGUUAAAACUGUGGGUCUAAAUUUUAGGCCUAGCCUAUCUUAUUAGUCCAAAUAAUAUUCUAUUCUGGUCCCAAUAUUGGUGGAGGCCAUUAGAGGGUUGUGUAAAUUUUCUACAUAAACACAAAUUAGUCUGGUAGACUGUAUUUUGAGGCUUUAAAACACAGACUUCAGUAAAUGUUAAGUACAACCUAAUAGGCUAUUAGGCCUACAUUAUUUAGCAUCAAUUCCAGUUUUAUGAAUUUGACUAGAAUUAAGAUUAUAACUGCUUAUGUUUUUUAUUAUUGUGAAUAUUAUUGUUAUAGGGCUUAUGUUGUUAAUUAGCCUAAUAUAGAUUAUAUAUUUUAAUAGUUUAUUGAUUGUUUUAGCAAUCAGCCAGAUUUAACCAUAGAAAUAACGGGUAGGGUACGAUAAGCGAACCUGGUUUUUUAUAUCGAAAUUAGCAAAUGAUAUUACUUUAUUACCACCUAAUCAUAACCAUCGAUAUAAUCAAUCGAUACUGAUU